AUGCCAUCCACUUCCCCUCCAAGUCAAAAAUCCCCCCUCUCAAAUACUCCACAAACCCAGCUAAUCUCCUCCAGACCAAUCUUAUCAAGAAGAAAACUUCAGUUGCAGAAAAUGAAAGAAGACACCUUCCACCAUGAAACCUUCAAUCCCACCCACCCUCCCAUCCCUCUUCAUAACAAAAACGAAAUCUCAUUAAAUCCCCGAACUCCAAACCAAUCAGCACCGAACAAUCCCGACCUCAAUCCGAACAAGCAAUCCCUUCAAAUCAAACCAAAAGUCACCAGCUUUAUCCAUCCAUCUUCUUCCUCUUCCUCGCCAUUACAGAGCUCCAGAAAACACAGAAACCAAACUCGGAAACCUCAUCCUGCCACCUCCACCAUGUCCCUUUCCCAUCGCUUUUCUGCAGAGCUUCCUCAAUCCGCAAGGCUUCACUCUCUCCAAAUUCGCAGAAGCAAGUCCUGCGGAGACGGGAGAUCAUCUUCUCCUCCCGACGAUUUCGACACCAUGCCGAAAAAACCGAUUUUUGAUCAGCAUCAGAACGGCAUUCACGUUCUGUAUCAAGACUGCAGCAACAGCAGCUCCGACGACGCAGAUUUAGAACCAAAUUCUUCCCAAGACGAGACCUUUAAAUGCAGCGCACUGUGUUUGUUCCUCCCCGGCAUCUACAGGAAGAAAUCAGCACAUCCAACUCAAUCUGAACCGAACAACACAGAACUCGAAUCCGCAGACAGAGCAAGCACGGCUUCAAAAGUAGCUUCAUUUGAGAAAUUUGAGUGCGGUUCAUGGAGUUCUCCGGCGAAUCUAGAGCAUGACGAGAGCGGGCCUCUGUCAUACUUUGAUCUGCCAUUGGAGCUCAUAAGGUGCAGCACGAACGAGAGCUGCUCGCCUGUGAAAACCGCAUUUGUUUUCGAUAAGGAUUUGAAGGGGGUUUUGAAGAAGAAUUCUGUCUCGAGAUUGGGAUCGAGGAAGUCUUGUGAGUCUAACAACAGACAUGUGAGGUUCUCUACUUCGUCUCCUACUUCAUAUCCUGCUUCUCCUACUCUGUCUCCCUGUAUUACACCGAGGUUGAUGAAGGCCAGGGAUGAGUUCAAUGCUCUUCUUGAAGCUACGGGUGGGUGA
This is a messenger RNA of Phalaenopsis equestris, 1119 nucleotides long. RefSeq lists its product as uncharacterized. The record is from RefSeq and is a predicted model, not a curated record. Gene Ontology annotation, biological process: photosystem I assembly; response to photooxidative stress. The transcript has a single exon. The coding region runs from base 1 to 1119 and encodes 372 amino acids. Gene Ontology annotation, cellular component: chloroplast thylakoid membrane. NCBI's taxonomy places the organism in Eukaryota, Viridiplantae, Streptophyta, Magnoliopsida, Asparagales, Orchidaceae.